CCUUACUAUAAUGAUGGAUGUUGUGGGUAUAUAAAUAUAAUCUAUAAUAUUUUAGUUGAUCAAUGGACCAAAUCAUAUAGAAACCUUAACUUAAAAUCAAUUUUUUAUGAGAAUGGUAUUGUACUCUUCUAUUAAGGAUCUGAAUUAAUAACAACGAUUCUGAACUUUUUCGAAAUGAGAGGAAAAACUUUGAUGAUCUCUCAUCUCCUCUCCAUAUGAAAAUAAUAAUGGAUAUAUAAUUUUCAAAAGAUAUCUCAGAGAAG
Paramecium octaurelia is the source of this 263-nucleotide messenger RNA. NCBI's taxonomy places the organism in Eukaryota, Ciliophora, Oligohymenophorea, Peniculida, Parameciidae. The record is from the annotation of a GenBank genome assembly.